AUGCAAUCGCCUCUCCCUCCCUCCCGCCAUUGCCUUUCCCUCCUCACCCGCCAUCGCCUCUCCCUCCCCGUCGUCGCCUCUCCCUCCCUCCCCGUCGUCGCCUCUCCCUCCCUCCCCGCCGUCGCCUCUCCGUUCCCUCCCCGUCGUCGCCUCCUCUUCCCUACCCGCCGUCGCCUCUGGCGACAGGCGCCAAGCGCGAGCGCCAAGGCGAAUCUACCUCUGAGGCACCGUGAUUCUCAGCGCUGGCGCCUAACGCGCUGGCGCCUAGCGCACUGGCUGUUUGCGCGCUGGCGCCUUACGCGCUGGCGCCUAUGCGCGCUGGCGCCGGUCGCGCUGGCGCCGUGCGCGCUGGCGCCGUGCACGCUGGUGCCUUGCGCGCUGGCGCCAUGCGCGAUGGCGCCGUGCGCGCUGGCGCCGUGCGCGCUGGCGCCGUGCGCGCUGGCGCCGUGCGCGCUGGCGCCUUGCGCGCUGGCGCCGUGCGCGCUGGCGCCGUGCGCGCUGGCGCCUUGCGCGCUGGCGCGUAACGCGCUGGCGCCUAAUGCGCUGGCGCCUUGCGCGCUGGCGCCUAUGCGCGCUGGCUCCGUGCGCGCUGGUGCCGUGCGCGCUGGCGCCGUGUGCGCUGGCGCCGUGCGCGCUGACGCCUUGCGCGCUGGCGCCUAA
This is a messenger RNA of Closterium sp. Naga37s-1, 660 nucleotides long. The record is from the annotation of a GenBank genome assembly. Lineage: Eukaryota; Viridiplantae; Streptophyta; Zygnematophyceae; Desmidiales; Closteriaceae.